Pyrenophora tritici-repentis Pt-1C-BFP is the source of this 825-nucleotide messenger RNA. Its product is annotated as putative hcngp protein. Lineage: Eukaryota; Fungi; Ascomycota; Dothideomycetes; Pleosporales; Pleosporaceae. Gene Ontology annotation, biological process: regulation of DNA-templated transcription. Gene Ontology annotation, cellular component: nucleus. The record is from RefSeq and is a predicted model, not a curated record.
AUGAUCGUCUACAAGCAUUGCGCACCAAACAUGCUCGGAAUUGACUACCCGGAUAGUGACGAGGAAGAAGUCGUUCAGGUGACAAAGCCAGAGGUGAGACUCGUAAAUGAGCUCAAGGGCCCGAUCGCUACUAAUAUAGAGUUGACCAACAUCCCUACAGCAGUUGCGCCCGCGCCAGAACCUCUUUCCGAAUCUGCGUCCCUCCAACAGCCUUCUGCUUCCUCAGGCCCAGUGAAUGGUCCCGCUCAAGGCCCGACAGUAUCGCCGCCACCUACAGAAGAUGAUUCGCCAAACGAUGCUGCUCCAGGCUCACCUUACACAACCACUCGCGCCUUGAUCCAGAACCUCACACUACCUACCGUACCGAACUUUGAUAUACCGCCUUCACCGCCGGGAUCGCCGCCUCAAAGAGCGACGAAGAAGUUUGCGCAAUUCCUAGAUCUCAAGAAAAAAGGACAGCACUUCAAUCAACGUUUGGAAGGCUCCUCAGUGCUGCGCGAUCCUGGACACUUGCGAAAGUUGCUGGACUUUGCGGGAGUCAGCGAGGAGGAUGCAUACGCUUCUACGCUAUCAGAUGGCGUUGCGAUACCAUCAGUCUUUCCGGAGUGGGCUUAUGUGGAGGAAUUAAAGGCCUCACAGAAGGACCUUGCGAAAGCAAAGGAGCAGGCCAAGUCUAAGGCGCCAAGAGAGGCUGUCGAAUUCGUCUCUGCAUCAGCCUCUACAGGAAAGCGCAAGGAAUUAGAGCAUAGGGGACGAGACGAUGCGAGCUUGAAGAGCUCAAGAUCUCCAAAGAGGAUACGGUCAAAGUCGAAGGAGCGGAAGUAG